Molecule: messenger RNA, 1263 nt
Organism: Acanthamoeba castellanii str. Neff
Lineage: Eukaryota; Discosea; Longamoebia; Acanthamoebidae
Exons: 5
Coding region: 1-1263 (420 amino acids)
Source: RefSeq, a predicted model, not a curated record
AUGGAGGCCUUUUGUCAGGCUGUUCAUGCAGCCACAGAGGCUGACUGCUGCUGCAAAGAUCCUGAGGAGCUUCACCACAUCUGGGACUGGAUCUGUGUUGUGGAAUACAUUGCACUGUGUGGUAAAAACAUUGAGAUUGAGCAGCCCCACAGCAUCACCUCUGAAGUUGUUGACACGUUCUGCAAGCACCCAUUCCAGUUGAAACUUCUCAGCAAUGAGGCAGAGGAGACCACACCUUGCCAGUUACAAGGGGAGAUUGCAUCUACCAAGAAAUGUGGCAAGGGAAAAGUCUUUUCGCCAUCUACCAUCAAGCACAAGGCAGAGCUUGCUCUCCAGAAAAAGUAUCUCCCCCAAUUCACCAAGCUGCUCACCAAGCUUCUUGGCCAACCAAUGCAAUUCCAUGAAUGGCUGAUCUACAUGCAUGACUUUACCAUCCACAGUGUGGACAUUCCUCUCAACAUCAAUGAUGCAGCAACUUGCCUAUUGAAGUCUUAUGGUGUUGGAUUCUACAUCUCCUCAUCUCCCUCCAACAUUGCCAACGCCAUCACCUCACUUGAGUCACACUCCACCCUCCAGGUCUUCUGCCUACUCCACUUCUACUACAGCUCCCCAACUUACUCCAGCUCCAUGCCCACCUCUGAACCUCUCAUCAGUGGCUUCAAUCCACAAGAGGGUCCACCAUCUGGCAUCCUCUGGCCAGUGACACCAUCCAAACCCUUCUGCUAUCUGCACCACAUCCCCAUCCCACACCCAACACAUGAGGUUGUCCACUCUGCUCCUGCUUUCCUCACUGCUCAAUCAUCAGACCACACUGCGCUUCACAUCAGCCUCUACAGCUUCCUCAUCCAGAGCUUAGAGCUUCCCAAUCCUUCUCCCCACCCCAUCACAUCGCCCACCACCCCCUACCACAUUCUCUAUCAGCCAAAUCCCACCUACUUCCUCUCCUUCUGUGCUGCCCUUUACUCCAGCUUUGUCUGCCUCUCCUCUACCCCCAUAGCAGAGGGCAACAUCUCCUCUCUCAGCAACUGGCUCCUCACCUUCCACUCUAAAUUCCUGGAGGAGUCAGAUCUCACAGCCAUCACUUCCUUCCUACAAGGCCUAACUUCACAUCCUACCCUUGCCCCUCUCACACCCAAGACCAGCUCCUCCUCCUCUUCCAGUCCACAGAAAGUGUGGAAGUCAUUGGCUAAUGUUUCCCUCCACUCUGUUCUGUUCCUCAUUCCAACAAAAUACAUUAGCCCUUUUUUUAGACUUAUGCCUUGA